Molecule: messenger RNA, 3292 nt
Organism: Mus caroli (Ryukyu mouse)
Lineage: Eukaryota; Metazoa; Chordata; Mammalia; Rodentia; Muridae
Gene: Asphd2
Product: aspartate beta-hydroxylase domain containing 2
Cellular component (GO): membrane
Source: RefSeq, a predicted model, not a curated record
CCGGCCGGGCGGCGGCUGCGGGCGCGGCAGGGGGCGGCCGCGUCCCUGGGGCAGUGGCGUCGCCCGGUUCCCCGCAGCCGCCCGCGCAGAGCCAGCUGAUCUUUGAGAUCUGAGGUGCGGGGCUGCAUGAUGCCCGUUCCUGGUGGGAACCGAUCUGUGAAGAGAGCCAGAAGUGUGUGUGUCUACCUAUUGUCCUGAUGCCAUACACUACCAAAACCAGAGUUUGUUCUCUUGUCACAAAUCAGCUCUGGACUUGUGUGUCCCUCCCUGGGCGAAGGGGCCGCCAGCCUCCUGGAACUCAAGUUGGUGAGAACUCGGUUUCUUGAGUCAGUUAUUACCACCGACUGGGGCUCAGGACAUCCGAGGAAACCUGGCUGAUGAAAGCAGUUUUGGAGUUACAGUUUCCUCAGAGUCUAUGACCACCAGUCAAGUGAUGCUUUAUUCAGCCGACACCGGGAUGGUGCCAGUAGGUGAGGCGUGAGCACCAGCAGUUUUCCUUGACUCCAGGAGUGGACAUCAUUCUGAGUCAGGUUUGGACGUCAUGAAAACCCUUUCACGGUGACUGAUUGCAUUUGCUAAUGGGACAUAAGGCAGCGCCCUCCACCCCACUGCGGUGACUUUUCCUAGUGGGCCCAGUUGGCAGGCCUCACUGUUCAUCAAUGGAGCCCUUGGCAGGAACCGAGGGACAGUGGCAGCCAUGCCUCCCCCUGCUGCCGCCGCUCCUUCUGCCUCCUGCUAACCUGCAUGCCGUGGGUGCCCUGGAGAUGCCCAGAGGACUGACCAUCUGAGCCAGCUUGCCUCAAGCACUAAGUCCCUCAAAAUGUGGCUGGAGUGGUUGGUGGCCUGGAGCUGGUCUCUGGAUGGCCUGAGGGACUGCAUUGCCACCGGUAUCCAGUCCGUGCGGGACUGCGACGGCACAGCCGUCAUCACCGUGGCCUGCCUGCUCGUCCUGUUUGUGUGGUACUGUUACCACGUGGGCCGCGAGCAGCCCCGCCCCCACGUGUCCGUCAACUCCCUCCUGCAGGGCGUGGAUGCCAACGGGCUGCAGAAUGGGUCCAUGUACUGCCAGUCACCGGAGUGUGCGCGCUGCACACACCACGAAGGCCUCAACCAGAAGCUCUACCACAACCUGCAGGAAUACGCCAAGCGGUACUCGUGGUCCGGCAUGGGCCGCAUCCACAAGGGCAUCCGGGAGCAGGGCCGCUACCUCAGCAGCCAGCCCUCCAUCCAGAAGCCCGAGGUCUUCUUCCUGCCUGACCUCCCCACGACGCCCUACUUCUCCCGGGACGCCCAGAAGCACGACGUGGAGCUAUUGGAGCGGAACUUCCAGGCCAUCCUCUGCGAGUUCGAGACUCUCUACAAAGCCUUCUCUAACUGCAGCCUCCCUCAAGGGUGGAAAGUGAACAGCACCCCCAGUGGGGAAUGGUUCACCUUUGACUUUGUCAGCCAGGGCGUUUGUGUCCCCAGGAACUGCAGGAAGUGCCCGCGGACUUACCGCUUGCUCGGCAGCCUCCGGACCUGUAUUGGGAACAAUGUUUUCGGGAACGCCUGCAUCUCAGUGCUGAGUCCUGGGACUGUGAUCACGGAGCACUAUGGACCCACAAACAUCCGCAUCCGAUGCCACCUAGGUUUGAAGACUCCCAAUGGCUGCGAGCUGGUGGUGGGGGGCGAGCCCCAGUGCUGGGCAGAAGGCCGAUGCUUACUCUUUGAUGACUCGUUCCUGCACACUGCGUUCCAUGAAGGUUCCGCUGAGGAUGGCCCACGGGUGGUCUUCAUGGUAGACCUCUGGCACCCCAACGUGGCAGCUGCUGAACGUCAGGCCCUGGAUUUCAUCUUUGCUCCGGGACGAUGAGGACAUUGCCUAGGCUGGAGCCAGGCUGAGUGGAUGGGUGGACUGUGGGAUUGCCCACCCUGACUGUGCCCUGAUCCAUGCUGGAGGCAUGAAUGGCUUCCUGCCACUGUGGGGCGUCUUUCCUUUGGUGACUGGGAACUUCCUAGGUUUCUUUCCCCUUCCAGCUAAUUGCUGGGACUUCUGGCCUACUAGUGUGUCCCUUUGGCUGUGACCAGAGGCUCUGUGCCUCUCCUGUCCGUGUCACUUUGCUACCUGGUGUCCUCUCCGUGUUCUGGAAUAGAGUAACCAAAUGGCUGUUUUGUCUAAAUGUAAUCAUCCUAAAUUUCUGUAGCUGUCUCAAGAGAGAGCAAAAACAAACAAACAAAAACAAAACAAACUCCCCAGACCAGAAGCCAUUGAGCCAGACAGCUUGGCCUCUGAUGCUGGGGUUCCAAGGACCCUUCACUGUCCCAGAGCAGGAAACAGCCUGCAGCCUGCCCUGCCUGUACAUCUGGUUGGUUUCAUUAUGGGCUUACCAGACACCCUCGGGGUGGUGUGUAAGUCAGGGCCCAGGGCAUCCGUCAUUAUUGCUGAUAGACCCCAAAAUCUAUCAGAGCCCAGCUGGUGGCGACCUGGGCCUUUUCUUUAACCACAGCUUCCUCCAGAGCCGAAGGCUAGUGAGGGCUCUCAGGUCAGCCACAGAACAGGGAUCCACUUAGCUCACUGCCUACUGCCGAGCCCGGCCUGACAGACGCUGCCGCUGUGGUUUCGAGUCCACAAGAUUGGCAGGAAGCAUGCUGGGCUGAAUCUCUGCCACCGACCAUGUGACCGUAGUGCCUGUCCAUCAUGCUUUGCAGUCUGUUACCUAAGGGUUGACAUUGAUUAUAUCUGUGUGCAAACCUUCACAUGCUAGACUCAGAGACAGCCAAGGGUUAUCGCCAUGUCUUUCAACCCGAUGACCGGAGCCCAUGGGUGUGGUGUCACCAGAGACAGCUCCAGAUUCCAGAUCCACAGACAUGGCACUGACUCUUCAGUCACCAGAGAAGACACACACACAGUUCUUUUCCCAAAGUGAAGGCCAGCCAGAGGCCCUGGGUCCAGCUGAUGGGAAAGUGCAGUCAGCCAGGCACUCUCAGGGAUAUGCUGGGAGUGGUGGCCCUGUGGGCAUGGUCCAGAGCAGGACAGAGUGGACAGCUUUUGGUAUAAGUUUGAUGUUAGGUCCAAAUGCAAAACCAGUCACCUCUAGAAGGUAAUUUGAUGAUGUCAGUCCACAAUGGGGGUGGGGUGGGGGGAAGCACCCAGAACAUUUCUCUGCUCAGAGUUGAGGAUGGAAGCAUCAGGCUUCGGAGUUUUUGCACUCAGGGUCUCAGCAGAGUCCCCUGAAGUGCAUGAUCCACACCUAUCCUGACUGUCCCCACCACACACCAAGGACAGGGAGUAAAUAAAGAGCUUUGCUGACAA